Molecule: messenger RNA, 1369 nt
Organism: Brassica rapa (field mustard)
Lineage: Eukaryota; Viridiplantae; Streptophyta; Magnoliopsida; Brassicales; Brassicaceae
Product: methylsterol monooxygenase 2-1
Biological process (GO): lipid biosynthetic process
Molecular function (GO): oxidoreductase activity; iron ion binding
Source: RefSeq, a predicted model, not a curated record
AAUCCGUACUGCUCACUUUCAAAAUAACUCAGGUGGGUGCUAGUGUCACAUGCAAGAACAUAUGGUGCUAAAGGAAUAAAUCCUUGUAAUUGAGGAUUAAAAAUGAAAAAAAUCUCUGUGUGCGCGCACGUGUGAUGUGGUAAAGACAAGAGAUCUAAAGAAUAUACACAACUUGGUGUCAGAAACAACUUAAAUAUUGUGUUGUGUCUCUCACUCUCUCUCUCUUACUCACUCUUCUCUUGGGUCUCUAGCUAUUAUCUUCUCCGCCCCGGAGAUCCGUCGUGCGUUUUUCUCUUCCUUCUCUCUCUAUCAAUGGAUUCCCUCGUCGAAUCCGGUUGGCAGUACCUUGUUUCUAACUUCAGCGACUUUCAACUAGCGUGCAUUGGGAGUUUCAUCGUCCACGAAACUGUCUUCUUCUUGUCUGGUCUCCCUUACAUCUUCCUUGAAAGAACGGGUUUGCUUAGCACUUACAAAAUUCAGACAAAACACAACACCCCUGAAGCGCAAGGAAAGUGCAUAGCGUGGCUAUUGUUUUACCAUUCAUGUGUAAACUUUCCCCUCAUGAUGUUCUCUUACCGUGUCUUCAAAUUCAUGGGCAUGCGGAGCAGUUUUCCUCUGCCCUCCUGGAAAGUGGUGUCUGCCCAGAUCUUAUUCUUCUUCAUCAUUGAGGAUUUUGUAUUCUAUUGGGGUCAUAGGAUCUUGCAUACAAAAUGGCUGUACAAGAACGUGCACAGUGUGCACCAUGAAUACGCCACACCGUUUGGUUUGACGUCAGAAUAUGCUCACCCCGCUGAGAUUCUCUUCCUGGGGUUUGCUACCUUUAUUGGUCCGGCUCUCACCGGGCCUCACCUAAUCACCCUUUGGUUGUGGUUGGUGCUUAGAGUCAUUGAGACAGUCGAAGCUCAUUGCGGUUAUCAUUUCCCAUGGAGUCCCUCUAAUUUUCUUCCUCUGUAUGGCGGUGCUGACUUCCAUGACUACCAUCAUCGUUUACUUUACACAAAGUCUGGGAACUACUCAUCAACUUUUGUCUACAUGGAUUGGAUCUUUGGUACCGACAAGGGUUACAGAAAACUGAAGGCCCUAAAAGAAACCUGAAAACAUGUUAAAACUUGGUUUAUCAAGAGAAAGGUUUCACUCUCCAAAACUAGAUCUCCUUUUGUUUUGCGUCUCGUGAAUAUUUAAAACUUUAGUCAUAAGAGCAUCAUUAUGCUAUUGCUCUGAAUCUUUAUUACUGUUUGCCUUAAUCUUUGGUUAGAGCUACUGCUCCUAGUUGCAUUUAGUCCAUAAGAUUCAUUCUCAUGUAUGUGCCUUGCGGCAUAGACAAAGAUCCUCCUUCAAGUUAUCUAUCUAAAACCUAAAAGUUGAACUU